Molecule: messenger RNA, 3170 nt
Organism: Manduca sexta (tobacco hornworm)
Lineage: Eukaryota; Metazoa; Arthropoda; Insecta; Lepidoptera; Sphingidae
Product: titin homolog
Exons: 6
Coding region: 221-3067 (948 amino acids)
Cellular component (GO): vacuolar membrane; proton-transporting V-type ATPase complex
Molecular function (GO): proton-transporting ATPase activity, rotational mechanism
Source: RefSeq, a predicted model, not a curated record
AACAUCAAAAACAGAAUCUGUCAAUCAAACCCACUAGUCAAUUAAACAUUAAACAAUAAAAUAGAAAAUGGACAUAAAAAAGCAAUAAAUACCUUUUAAUCUUUCCUUAUUCCUAAAAUCUGACCGCAAAAUUAAACAGUAUGCUAUAACAUCUAUACAGCAAUUCCAUAAUGUGCAAAUUUUGACUGAAAAACACCGGAAUCCGUGGUAACCAAGCAAAAUGAGGGGAGACGACGAUGAAGAAGAAGAGUCAAGCGUGAACGCGACUCGGUAUCCUUGCAUGCCGUCCCUGGUGGCGUUACAGCAGAUGAGGAACCGGCUCCACCUGGCCCAUCUCGGCAAGAAGCUGAUGAAAUGGACUGCCAUGGCCACCGGUCGCGAGCUGAGGAGGCUCGCUGGCGAGAUUGACGAAACAUACAAGAACUUUGCUGAAGACAUGCGGUCCGCCUUCAUGUUGUUGGCCAGGGGAAGAUAUUUCUACCCUAACAUGAACAACACGGUGUUGGAAAAUGUGGCAUUAGCUGCAUGCGUCACUGUGGCGACAUCUUCCAAGUCGAUAUCUGGCGUGAAGGUCCUGCAGUUGGAAGUUAUAGAAACAGGAUUCAAGCCGUACCCACACCUGGGCAUAGAGAAGGGUGGACAGACGAUCCAGGGCGCGAAGAAGGCGUGGCUGGACCUGCUCAAGAGGCUCAUCAUAAUGUUGCAGCAGAGGACAAGCUUCUACCAGCUGGAGCAGGCCCACAAGAGCGCUACCAAGAGAUGGAACGUCCUGAGAAAGAUAGUUAUACCAAGACUAAAAAACACAAUAAAAUACGUCAUAUGCGAAAUAGAUGAAAUAGAAAGGGAAGACAUGUUUAGACUUAAAAGAUUUAAACAAAUGAAAACAAAGAGACAAAAAGACGACGCCGGUGAACACGUAUGUAGUUGUUGCCGAUCGAUGUUCGCAGCUGAUAAAAAAAUCAUAGAGACAGUAUGUCCACUAUGUAAGACAGCUGAAAAAAUAAAACCCAAACCGUCAGAAUUAAAACUUAAUAUAGUUCCGUGUAAAAGUGAGGACAAUCUUAAAGAAAACAAAAAACGUUUAGAACAUCUUAUGUCUCACAUCGAUGACGUGAUUGAUCUCUCAAAACAGUACAAAAUGGAAGGAAUUAUUUCACCGAGUAUAGAAAAAUUUAUCAGAUCAUGCAGUCAAGUAAAAGAGAAAAUCGAAGAUUAUGCUAACGCUCAGCCUCUUUGUGAUUUGUGUCGAAAGGCUUUAGGUAGUACGGGUAAAAUAUCUGCAUCAAAAAUUGGUACUUCUGAAUCUAUGAAUCUGCCCUGCUCGAGUGAUAGACCCACGGAGGAACCACCGUGUUUUGACAGCACUUAUAAUCUUACUCCAGAAACAGACGAUAAGCUUGGCCAUUUCGAGAAAAAGUUUAAAGAAAUCGUAAAAAUAACGCGUUUGCAAAAUGAGGACGGAACUAUUAGCGAAGAAAAACAAGUGAUAACAAUUAAAACGGAGAGAAGAAACCCUCGCAAACCUAAGAAUUUUGAUGCAACCGCAAGCAGUGAAAUGUUUGAUAAUGGUGGAGGUGGAGGUGGUUACGGGGGUGAUAGUAGAAGUUCAUACCACCCAGGUCCUAAACAAGCGAAAUCUGAACAUUGUUGUAGAAGCCAACAAAUGUCGGAGCCGAAACUGCGGUCAUGUAUGUCUGAAUAUCAUCCUAAAUCUUCGCCAAAUAAAGAUGAGGUUACAUAUUUUGAUGGAGGUUAUUGUUUUUCCGUAAAAAAUUCUAGAGUAACUUUACCUCCAGAAGCAACACCUCAAAAGGGUUCUGGUAAAAUGUCAGUUUCAACAUCGCUUGAAACUUGUUGUCCAAAGAAGUCAGCGUCCGUUUGUGGCGGUGAAUUAUCCCAGUCUUACUUACAAGGAUUACAAAAAGCGGUUUCUAAUGCCUCCGUACAAGCAUGUUGCAAAGAAAUAAAGGUUAAGAAAUCAAUAGAAGAUAGAGGUACGUGUUGUCUUCCAACUUGUAAAGGAGAUGAGGACUGUCCGGAUAAACAGGAAAAACAAGACGAAAAAAUAAAAACUACUGCAACUGAUGCUGUGUGGAGAGAUACUUGGACAUCUAGCACUGAUUUAAACACGACACCGAGCAAAGCUACCAGCUUAAAAUCACCAGGCGUUAGUUUUAAUAAUAAAGACCCCAAUAAAGAUUCCGACCAAGACGAAUCGUUCAAACGCGCUGAAAGUUGUUGCACUAUUAAGAUUAUAAUGAAGCCACCCAAAGUUUGCUCCUUUGAAGAAAAACUAGCAAAGAAAAAACAAGAAGCGGAGGCCCAAAAAGAAGUUGUUUUAGGAGGAUCUAUGUUUGAGUCUCUGAAGAGAAUGAUUUUACCAUCUUAUCCAUCACCAUCACAAAUUGAACCUACUAGCGAGUUGGAGAUUAAAAACAUAUGCAAAAACUGCAUAUCAAAAUUGCAAAGUGGUGUCCCAUCGCAAAAAUCUUCAAUGUCAAGUAAACGAUGUCAAGUAGAAGUUGUGGUUCCAGAAAAAACACCCAGUUGUCCGUCUUGCGGCACCUUGGCAAUGUCCCAAUCUUCUGAUGUUGCUUCAAACAAAAGCAUAGGCGUUGGUUCUUGCACUGAAUAUUGUAUAACAUGUACUAAGUCACCUACGCCGUCUAUGCACAGUCAGAAACACAUUUGCUGCUUGUCAAAAAUGAGCUCUGAUACCUCAUUUGUUAGCACGUGCUGUGACGUAGUCGAGGGAAAGUCGCAGAAGUCAGUGUGCUGUGCUAAAAGCAAGUCUAGUACAGCUCCUUGCUUUAGGAAAGACAGUGCCACCUCAGGGAGAUCUUCAGUUACUAACGUAUGUUCAAAAGAUGCCGCAACCUGUACGAAAAGGUCAACCAGGUUUGACGUCAGGCCGAUGAGAAAGAAGCAUACUUGUGAAAAGAUCUCGAUGAAAGAUUGCUCAUGCAAAUCUGAUCCUUGCGUGCCUAGAAAAACGUGCAAUUAUUAUAAACAUCCUCGAAAAUGCCAGUCUCUUCAUGACAAUGAUUACUAUUACUUUAGGUGGUAAGACUAUGUUUCUUAACUAUGUUUAGAAUUCUUUUAAAUAUUCAUAUAGUUCUGACACCUUGUAUUCUAAGAAUCUUCACAUUAGUAAAUGAAAUAACUAUAAA